This is a messenger RNA of Harmonia axyridis, 7615 nucleotides long. RefSeq lists its product as uncharacterized. The record is from RefSeq and is a predicted model, not a curated record. Gene Ontology annotation, molecular function: protein binding; stretch-activated, monoatomic cation-selective, calcium channel activity. The transcript is spliced from 3 exons. Lineage: Eukaryota; Metazoa; Arthropoda; Insecta; Coleoptera; Coccinellidae. Gene Ontology annotation, cellular component: plasma membrane. Gene Ontology annotation, biological process: calcium ion import across plasma membrane. The coding region runs from base 355 to 1455 and encodes 366 amino acids.
GCCGGCACAGCUCGCGCCCGGGCGGGGAGGACUGUUACCAACAUACCUUCUCAAAGAUGGCGGCCGUUGCCAGAAGCAGCAGCAGUGCUCGCGUACAAGACGAGAAAUCUCGCGGAGUCGAGAAGCAGUGAAAGCGAAGGACAGUCGUGUGUAGUGCCGUGAGAUAGAGAUGUGAUGUGCGUUGAAGGUUGCGUCGCGACACGUCAGUCAACGUCGCCGUCGUCGUCGUCGAGCAUGCAGCAUGACGGAGGUGAGAGAGGCCGGGGGGCGGCCUAGCGGGCCCUGGCAGAAGGAGCCCGGGGGAGCCACGAGGGGGGCAACCGCAGCAGCGAUGCUCCCGGCUCCCGCAGCUGAAUGCACCGCAGAAUGCACCAGGUCUCGUCGGUCGGCCUGUCUUUGCUCCUGAUGGCCGCCGGCCUGGCGUUCGCCACUGCCACAGGUAACAACGUCCCGCCGCUACUGAACCCCUGGCUGUCGACCAACGACCUGCAACUCACGGACGAACUGCGGGCCGUCUGUUCUUCGUCGCAUACCACGUCAACGGAGGAGAUAACCUCUUCCGCUUGUCCGCCGCCUUGUCCCCCCGCCACUGUUAACAGUAACUCUACUCAGUGCCUUUAUUAUUUGAAAGAAUCGCACAAAGAGGAGGUGUGCGGCCGCGACCUGGGUAUAGAGCGCAGGCGCGAGGUGCUGCACGGUCUUCGGAUGCGCCACUGUUGCGAACACGCUGUAGAAGGUGCCCUUCCUGAGAUCGCUCUUCGGGGGGGUGCCCCUUGUAGACAGAUGCUGGACGAACUCCUGGUGCUGGACAACCUGGCCGGACAGGCUGCCUGCAUCAAUGCCGACCUUUUGUCGCGCUACGAUUGCGGACAACCCUACUCCAGGAUGUACCGGUGUAAACACUGUAAGGAGGCGUACAGACGAUGGGUGUGCAGUACCUUUUUGCCUCACUUCACACGGGCGAAACGUCGCGUGCGACCGUGCCUCAGCAUCUGCCAAGACGUCGAGAGGCAGUGCCCGUACCUGCUGCCCGGUGAUAUGACCGUAAUCCCAGGGGAGACCACCACACAUCCCACGCCUCAAUACGCUGGAGAGCCUACAUUUAUAUGUCUGGAUCUGAAGAUACCAUUGACGGGCCGACAGAAGCUGAGGUCCUCCCACGUCGGAGAAGAAGACUGCUGCUACACCCAUUGCGGUUCGCCAGGAAGGGGAGGAGGCGGAACAAUGGAAUUGUGUGAACACUGCCCAGGCCGGCCCGGCAAAGAGGAAAAAGAAGAAACGUCGAUCGCGACCAGGACUCACCGCCGUACCAGUGUUUUAAUAUGGACCGCGUGGAUUGUCGCGCAUGCGCCAAACCAAAUCAAAGACCUUUUAAAAUGUUUGUUAGUUAUGUGCGCGAUAAGUGUAAGGACAACGCUUACUUGGACGAAAAACGCGUGCAGAUCGUGCUCAUAGAAUUAGGGGAAUUUAGACGAUUUGUGUUCUUACCGACGACACCCUGCCGCUCUAUGCGCCUCGCAUCCACAGAAUAAAAUCUAUAAAAAUGCAACGACUCUUGAUCUGAUAGAUUUUGUCCAAUCGUGUACAAUGAAGGGGUCUUGUUCACUUAUUAAGGGUCCUUGUAUCCACACCACUUAAUUCCCUUCUUUAAUUCGUUAUUAACACGUGGAUAUUGUCUAGGAGCUGCGUUGGCAUCCCUGAAUAUCUGUCAUUUGGUGACUGUUUUCUUACGUAGUCAGUAAGCCAUGGUAUGAGCGAUACUCCGUUUGCCGAAAAAAAACUAGACUAACACCUUCAAACAAAAACUGUGUGAAUGUGCGAGAACUAUUACUAUAGUCUAUUCUCUUGAAGUAUGAAAUGACGUCACACCUAGUGAUAUUUUGGUACCAACCAAAAACUUCUUGUCACUACUAGUACUUGAAGCAUUCACACACCUGAGAUUUUUGCUCACCCUACACUUUCGAAUUUAACAUUUUUAGUUUGUUCUUUCAAAAUUGAUUUGGUUUAGUAACUCGAAUAAUAUAACAAUAUGCAAUAACAUCCAAAUUAUACGGUUUUUCAAAAUCUAACUCAAAAUUCGAAGAGACAACAUUUGCUGAUGUUGAAUUUAUGGUAGAACUUGGAUUAAAUCCAGUCUUCGAUUCUGGAAGACAUUUUAAGACGUCAUUACACUGCUGAGAUGAGUACACUAUACUAAUAUAUUAUGUUCACGGAUGCCAACAUAACAAGAAUAUCAAAUAUGACAGCAAAUUGAUGUCACCUGUCAAGCUCAAUCAAACGCACCCCUUGUGGGACACAUAUAUUCUUCAACAUACACUGAAACAUUCUUUGAGCUCCUAGAUUAUCUCAUUUGUAACCUAAUGUCCGAUAUGGCUAAGUCAUUUGUUUUUUUUUUGGAUCGAGUUUUUCUAUUAAAUGCAUCGAAUUACCCUGUCCACCAGUUUUGCGUUUCAAGGUCAACGCGUCACAGCCCCAAAUAGGACACAAGCAGGCCUAGGUUCCUUAUUUCGGCAGCUUGAUCUGAACGGAUGAGAUUGAAAAUAUUUUGUUAUAAGAUAUCUAUAUUAUAUGUAAUAUAUAUAUGAUAAAAGGAGUUUGGUUUAACGACCAAAUAUGUACAAUUGAAAUACCUUUGAUAUUCAAAGGACCUAAUAUUUAUUAUUCAUAGAGAUGCGAUGCUCAUAGAGUAGGUUGUGGAUUUUUAGAAGGGUUAUAUCCUAAAGCACAUAGAUUUGUAAACGACUGCAAGUCUAGUCGAAAAUAUAUCGUUGUCAAUUGAAAUAUCAAUGAUUUUCACUUUGUUUUACCUGAAAUUCACAAAUAUAUCGUUUAAAGAUAUAUAUUUCUGAUCUGCUACGUCACGAACUUGAAAAUUUUUCCGCAGAAAUGUCUGUAUUGUUAGUAUUGUCAAAACAAGGCAGUUUUCGAUUCAUUUCGAAGUUAUUUCCUCCACGAAAAGCCUAGAAAAGUCAUCGGAAAAACAUAUUAUCGGGAUAUAAAGCGACUUCUCAAUAGCAAACUUAUUAUAGACAUCAAUAGAACUUCAACGGCAAUCCAAGGGAGAUUUUAUGAGAUGUAAUAAAAUAUCAUAGGAUGGCAAUAGCAGAAAUUAAUUAUUUUUCGAAUGAAAUGUUGGGAAAUUCCAAAUCUAGGGCGAGCUGAAGAAUAAUUUCACCACAGAUUUUCAGAUUUAAUAGAUAUCAAUACCUUUCGAUUUCCAGAAUUGACGAAAAUAUAUUGAGAGGAUGGCCAUUUAAAAUUCGUUUCAUGUCCACUUGGUUUUUCACUACCUCACUGAAUAAAUAAAUGAGGAAUUGCAAUUUCAACAUCACUCGGUCUAUGACAAAAUUUGAAAUUUUUGACAGAUAGUGACAUUUGAAUGAAUUUCAAUAAUGCAUCAUAGAAAUUCUCUGUCUAAAAACAAUGUUGACAAUACAGAAAAAAUAAAUACUGAUUCCAUAACCAUUUUGUUGAUAUUUUUAUUGACCGCAUAAGUGCAUAUUCAUAUUGAAACGGUUCAAACAAUUGUAAUUGUAAGUUUUAAAUGGAAGUUCCAAUACUGUGAGCAUAUGAAGGCCAAUCACUGUGUUUCGCAACGUAAGACGCAAAGAGUAAGAACAUUGGCACAGUAGUAUGUAAAAAAAGUUGUAGACGUUUUUGUGGACAAAAUAUUUAAAUUUCAAACUGUCUCAGGAAAUUUUGGCAUCAAAACUUUGUUGUAAUUUUUCGAGAGACGUGACUCGAACCAAAAGAGACCUUUUUUGCUACAAUGUCAUCCUUGUGUAUGCUAAAAGUUCAAUGUAUGAUAUGAGAACACAGAGUUCAGUUACCUAACAGUUGUACAUCUAUCCCUCCAUUCAUGUAUUUAUUUUGGUUCUUCCCUUCAAUGGAAACAUUGAUAUUGUUUGGUUCGUUUGAUGUUGAGAUAAAAAAAAAAUAUCUUCCUGUCUGGUGUACCUAAUUUCUCUGAAGCACUUGAAGUGAUUUGACGAAUUCUAAGAUUUUGUAGCUAUAAUUUUAAUCAGGGUAUCGUACAUCAAAGCAAUUAGUUCAAAAACGUGGUGAAAACUAACAUUUCAUUGGAACCUUUUUCGAGAGAAUAGGAUAUGAUGUCUAUUAAGUAGACGAAUAUUUGAUUAACAUUUUUCAGUAGCGAAUACUAAAACUAUUCUAGCUACAGGUAAGAACAGAUGAAUUCCAAAAUUCAUUUUUAUAUUUAGAAAUUCGAUAAAUAAAAAAAAUGUUUAGUUGACACUGUCCACUGUUUGUGUGAGUAUGUUUUAGUACAGAGAAAUCAAAAUAUAAUAUAAUACAAAAUAUCGUAUAUAAGUGAGACGACUUUUGCGUAGUAAAUUUAGAUUCGUUCGCAAAAGCGAAGAUGUCGCUAGUGGUCUCAUGUUACUAGUUGUGUUCGUUAGAGGUCUUAUACAUACUCAGCCGAACAGUCAUAUGCUUAGAUAAGGUGCCCGUUUUGUGGUAAUAUGAGACAGAGCCUUAUAUCAAAACAGCUCAGAUCCACAAUCAACAAUCGUCCCUGUUCCCAAACUACUAAAUCAAAUAUUUCAAGUUCCUAAUAAUUUGGCCAAAAUCGCAGACAUCUUGUUUGAUCAAUACUCCAAUAUGCCUGUAACAUUUGAGAUGCCAACGUAGAAGAAUAGCGAUCGAAUUUAGUAGUUUGGGAAAUCGAGUUUCAAAUUUUAAAUAAAACAACUAAUUUUACUUCUGUCACCAUCAGAAAUGUCAUGAUAUUACAUUGACUAUAGAUUUAUAUUCUUUUUCUUAUUGUUGUCAUCGAAGUUGUCAUGGUAUACCUGAAGUGACAGAAGCUUAUAGCAUCUAAGAGCUGAGCCUUAAAACGCAAUAUAGUCAGGAUGAAUGUAAACUUUAUAAAUAUUUCACUAUCGAUGUAAUUAACAUGUCUACCUUUUCAAUAUUAUAGGUAUAAAUGAUCCCGAUGUAUCUAAGCAUAUUUCAGUUGGGAUGUUCAAACUGUAUAAACUUAUCAAACGUUUCCAUCAAAAAUACUUGUAUCUACCCAAUUGUAAAUUUUGAAUGUUCUGAUAUAUUUUAGAGAUUUAUAGAUUUAUAGCGUUUCAGUUCAGUAUAAAUCAGAUAUAGGAUCAGAGAAACAAAAGUAUACAAGAAGUGUUCUUUGUAUUACGUUUUUAUUUUCACAUUUGAAUGUCAAUUGUACGGAAUUUUGUAAGAUAUCCUUUGUGAUCUGUACCCUAUGGGAAAUUAAUUUGACAGUAUUGUAAAGCUAGUGGCCUCAGUCGCAGAAGACUUGCCAGGAAGUUUCCAAACAUUCUACGGUUCGAAUAUCUGACUCGUUUCUAUCCACUUUCGGUAUUUUCAUUAUAUAAUAGUCAUGUGUUCUUUUUAGUUUAAUAGCUCAAUAAUGAGAGUUGCCUUCAACAAUGCAAGAGAGAUUAUGAAUAUGAUUUUAAAAUGAAAAAUGAUAAUAAUAAAAUAUUGUAGAUUAAACGUAGGUUAAAUGGAGCAUGUUGAUAUGUACUGUUUUUUUUAAGCUGUUCGAUUGUGUUUUUUUCUAUGCUCAAUUUUUACGAUCUAUUCCACAGGAUGUUUUAUUAGGUUCAAAUAACGCUCACGAAUAUCUAUGAAAAUUACUCGAAUUUAUGGUUUUCAACAGAACUAUUGAAGGUACUCCAAAAUUUUGCCGUUACCAUUAUGUAAUCAAACUCUCUAAUUAUUAAUUUCAAAUUAUUAAUUUUUCAUUGUAUUUUGUAUUUACCCGAUGAACUUUCAGCUACCUGGCUAUUAAUUAUAUAAUAGUAGGCAGCCUUUUGUAUAGUAUCUGAGAUUUUUGCAUUUGGUUUCAAUUUUUUUCAACGAUAAAUCUAAUUUUUUCAUUUGAUAAAUCUCAUUUGACUUAAUUAAAAUGAGAGAAAUAAAGGACGCAGGAAAACAAAUCGCAAUAAUAAUGAAUUUGAGAACCAUUUUUGCUUGAUAUUUUGGAUAAUUUUCUCUGCUUUGCAUUGUUGUAUUAUUGUUGAUGUUAAAAAUAUAUAUUAUAUACUUAUUGUUGCUAGGGCUAGCGUUGUUGUUGUUACUUAUAUUCAAGAAAUAGUUAAAUAUAUUUUUGUUCAUUUAAUGAAUUUUUCAUAUAAUAUACAUAAUGAAUAGUAAUAUAAAAUACUAGAAGUUAUGUAUAAAAUGAGACGAAACUCUAAAGGAAAUAAAUUUGCACAAAUAUAAAUAGUUGCCUAGAUAUAUAGAUAGGUAUAGUAAUUGCUUAAUUAUUUCAGAAGUUGGUAUAAACUUAAGCAGUUACUCGUCUAUGUAUGUGUAUGAAAGAUAUUUAAAAAUUUUGCGAAAAAUGACUGAAUGAAUUUUGUAAAAACCAAUUGUUGUUACUAGUGUAAAUAUUAAGGAAUUUUAAGAACCUCAGACCUAAGGUUUUAACUGGUAACUCCAGAUUUUAUAUGACGUCAUUCAUCUGUAUAUAUCAUAUGGAUGUAUGUUUUGUGUAAAAUUAUGUGUUGAUGUCCUAUGUGCCCCAUCGUUUUAUAUUUCGAAACGUUUAUUAACAACAAUCUAACUCAUAUCAGUAUUUUAUAUAAGGUGGUUUUAUGUAAUUUGAAUGUAUAACUAACUAAGAACUCAUGAGCAACUGCUACUAGAUUAGAGAUAAAUAUAACAAAUUAUCUGGGAUAUAGAUAUAGUAAUGAGUAAUGAAAUUCAAUGUCUGUUCAUAUAUUGGAGAACCGCAGCAAAUUUCACCUGGUGCUCAAAUAUAACUGACAUUAGGUACAUAAUGACAAAUGACUACUUCUAAAAUCGAAGCAGGUGUGCCAUCUUCUACCAACCAAUAUCAUAGAGUUAGAAGAUCAAAACAAUGUUAAUCAUUAGCCUCAGCAUGUGGUGAGAUUUGCUGUGCAUGGAUUUUAUUGAAAUAGUGAAACUGCAAUAAACCGUAUCCUCAAUAAACAAAUUUGUGCCGAUACUUUAAAAAGUAGCCAAUUUUAAAGAUGAUUCAGGUUCCACAAUACAUGAACAGCCUAUGCCUACUAUGCUCCAAUUGCGUUCCAUUUUUUCUAAAUAAUUUUCUGUGUUAUAUCUGAUAACGAUCAAAUAAUUGUAACCUUAUACCUCAUUGAUAGGUAACUCGUAUGUUACCUCUCAAACUUUGCACUUAUUGAUCAAUGUUUAGAUAUACUUUUUUAUAAUAAUAGCGAAUAUACGUGUUUUGUUGAGUGGAGCUCGAGUGAAACUCAACAUUAUUUAUUUAGGUGUAAAGCAGUUGCUUGUGAUAAAUUCUAAGUGUCACCUUUGAGAAUGGGGCACCAAUGGAAAUUCUCCGUGAAAUUUUCGCUAGAAACGAGUCAGAAAUUUGUCAGUAAGGUGUUUUCGUUGGAAGUGUAAAUAAGUUUGUGUUGCUCGAACAAUUUGAGACAAACUGAAAUAUAGCUGAAUUUAUCCUUCCAUCGAUGAAUUUUUGUGGAAACGUUGUGUGUAUAGUGAUUAAGUUCAAAGUUGAAGAAAUUAAAAUAAGAGUAAUAUAUAAGACACUGAACAUUGUUUUUCAGGUUGAUUUUUUUUAUUAGUGAAAAGUAUUAUAAAUAUUGAAAACGAUAAAAUAAAAAAUUCAAACUAG